Messenger RNA from Balaenoptera ricei (Rice's whale), 634 nucleotides. RefSeq names its product WAS/WASL-interacting protein family member 2-like. Bases 2 to 634 code for a protein of 210 amino acids. Lineage: Eukaryota; Metazoa; Chordata; Mammalia; Artiodactyla; Balaenopteridae. The transcript is spliced from 2 exons. The record is from RefSeq and is a predicted model, not a curated record.
AAUGAUUAAUAAUUAUUCCUUGACCCAGAAUUCUCAGUCUCUAAAAUCGACUACUGAACCUCCGAAGAACCGGGUUCGGGGAGAAAAGCGAGGCGCCAAGUUACCCAAACCUUCGCACCUGGGUCUUCACUGGGAAGAGAAGCCCUGCAGGGACAGACCGGAAAAUCAAGCUGCACCCGGGCGGGAGCCCGGAGCCACUCCGGACGCCGCCCCGUCUACUUCAAGUCCUCGCGGGUCGCUGACAGCCCAGACGCCUCACCUCCGGCUCCCUCACCCCUUCUGCCCAGGAAUAAAGCCAGCCUCUCCGCCUCAGGACCGUAGAGCAGUCAAAACCCGCCAGUCCGCCCCGCUGGGACGACGCGGGCCCGCGCAUGCAAAUAAACACACCCGGAACCCCUCCAGGCGGCCGUCGCCGCGCGCGCUUCGGCUCCAGCUAGUGCCCGCGCGCGCACAAAAAAGCACCUCCGCCGCACCAACUGGGGCGCGCCGCGCUCCAACGAAGGGCGGACCGUGGCGUCGGCGCGCUCGACGUGGCGCGCGCUGCCCCGCCCCGCCCCGCCCCGCCCCCCCCCCCCGCGUCCCGGCGGCUUGCAGACGCCCGGGAGCUACGGUUUCCUUGGUUUUGCAGCGUUAA